CGGGUCACCUCGAAUAACCCGCCUCGGUAGCAUGGACUCCGAGACUCUGCAACGACGCCGUUCGAGCUGUGCCGCCGGCAAUAACAACAACGCCGUCGUCGGGGCAAAGAGGGUGAAACGCAGUGAGAUACUUGCGAAGAAGAAAGCGGUUGAAGAACUCAUCAAAGCAGCAAACGCCGUAAUGAACCCUCUCGAAGCUUUCCACGCCUAUCGCCACUUCCGAUUGAAUGGUCUCUGUGUGUGUUUGAAGUCAGGACACGGCAAUCAACUUUCCUCUGCUGUUAAACAGUAUAUUCAGCGUCUCCUUAAGCUGAACAUGGAGGGACCCUAUGGAUCUGAGUGGUUGGAGGAAGAAAAGGUGAAGCGCAGAGAAAUGGUUGCACCUGAAGCUCGUUACAUCUUUGUGCAUGAGAUGGCCGAUUCAAGUGCUGAUGAGAUGAGAAUUAUGUUGACUGGAGAAGAUGCAUCAACUCCAUGUCUAGAUGAUAGUGGUCCCUUGGUUGGAUUUCUACAUUACCGCUUCGUUUUGGAAGAAGAGAUACCGGUGCUUUAUGUGUAUGAAUUACAGCUUGAGCAUCGUGUUUGGGGAAAAGGACUGGGAAAGUUUCUGAUGCAACUAAUUGAGCUUAUGGCUCAAAAGAACUGCAUGGGUGCUGUCAUGCUUACUGUUCAAAAGGCAAACUUACAAGCAAUGAAUUUCUACAUAAGUAAGCUGAGAUAUGUUAUAUCAACCAUGUCACCUUCAAAAGUUAAUCCAAUGAUGGACAAGAGUUAUGAAAUUCUUUGCAAAACAUUUAGUGAUGAAGCUAAAGCUGUUUUGGAGAACUGAGAGUGCCAUUGGAUUGAUUUUCUCAAGUACUGCCGCCAAAGUUCAUUAAACUUCUUCUCUUAUGAGCAGAUUGUCUACAUCAGUCUGGUAUCAAGAUACAGGCUUAUUUUUUGCUGGCAUGACAGUGGCUUAUUUGGAGAAAGACUGCACAACUUAUUUUUCUCAAUUUUAUGGGUUUCUUUUUUGGAGUAAUUAUUAAAACGGAGGGUAUGAUAUAGAUAUUUAUCAUUUAAAUUUGUUAGAAAUCAAUUCUCUGUUCUGGCUGAAAAUUAAGCCUACAAGAGUGCAUAUUCUGGCAAGAAUUAUACUAGUAAAAAAUAACUUUUGGCCUUUGAAAAAAAUACUAGGGAAGAAUAACAGAAAAUUUAGGUGUAUUUUACCUGCAGCUAUAUGAGAUGUGAAAUCGUUAUCCAAUGCUCUACUUCAUCUUUCCAUACAGAGUUCAGAAAUUUUAAAAAAAAAUGCAUAAAUGUGUCAUAUUUAUAAUAACUUUUAAUUGCCAUGCAUGAUAUGUCUACAUGAUAUGAAUCCGCUUGAGAAUUGGAUACAAGGAUGCAACAACAGUUCCCAAAAAAGAUGCUGAUUUCACCAUUUCUCAGCAUGAAGCAUGUCUCGCUCGGUGGGUCUCGAAAUUGACUGAUUCCAAAAUGAAGUGUUGGAAAACUUUUUGAAAAAGUUUGGCUCAAGAACCCCGGAAAAAUGCUACUCAUAACUUGAGUUAUGAGCAAAUAAUAUUCUACACAUGAGCUGUUGCAAAUAGAAACCCUAUAUCAUGCGCAAAAAUUGGGGUUCCAAAGACUAGAACAUAGAAUAGUUAGGGCAAGGGAAAGGCACCAUGAUCUGAUAUCAAUAAGCUAGAGAACGCCACAAUGAUUAGAACACCCUUAAUAAGUUUAGAGGUUCUAUGAAGAAACUUGGGCAAACUAGUCUCAUUGUAAUAUUUUGUGAAUAGUAUUUUGGUCUAUAUUGAUCUUUAAAUGUUUUGGGCUUAAAUAUGCUUGCGGUCCUUGAGAUUAUACGAGGAAUCAAAUUGGGUCCCUGAAAAAAAUUCUUUGAAAUGUCAUCCUGAAAAUUGUUUUUUAAUCAAAUUAAGUCAUUUUACUCAAUUUUGACUAGUCAACGGUCCAGUGGCAAGCCUAGUCAGCUGGAUGACCACGUAGGUUUUUUCACAUCAGUUUUAGUCCAUGUAAUUUUUUGAAAUUAUGUUUUAGCCCCUCUUCUUCCACCACAACCUUCUUCCUCUUCCACUUUCAUCUUCUUCCGCUUCCCCUCCAUCUUCUUCAAACCUAGAAAAACUCAUUUUCUGUAAUUCCUUCUUAAGCACCCGUGUUCAUUAAUACUUCUUAAGCAUUUUUUUCUAAAAUUAUUUAAAAAACUCAUUUUUUUGGUAAUAUUUAAAAAACUCAUUGAGUUACAUUUCCUUUUUUUAAAUAAACAAACAUCUUCAAAAUAAUUUUAUUUUCCGUAAUUCCUUUCUUUGUGUUUUUAGUAAAUAUUUUGCAAAGAGUAUGUUCAUUUCACAUUCCCGCAAUCCCUUUCACUGCGUGCGAGCCCUAAAAGCGAUGUCCGCUUCACCCUACCUGGAACCUGACGCGGAGGUGGAAUUUUGUUCCGAAAUCGCCGGCCAGCGCUCCUGGUCCAUCGGCAAGAUCGUCAGCAGGCCCAGCUUCUCCCCCGACCAUGUCUUGGUAGAGUACGACUACGAGCAAGACACCAAUCCCAAGACACAAUCCGUGAGCAUUGACAAGGUCCGGCCACGCCCUCCGCCGGAGACCCACCAUGACUUCAAGAUCGGCGACAAGGUGGACGCCUACGACAAGGGCAGCUGGAGGGAGGGACACCUAGUCAAAGAAUUAGAAGAUGGCAAGUUCGCUGUGGAUUUCAAUCUUCCCAAGCAGUUAAACGAGUUUCCCAAAGAGAAUCUCAGGACCCACCGCGAAUGGAUCGAUGAUCAUUGGGAGCCACCAAUCCAACAACAAAAGCAGGAGCUGUUCAGAAUAGGCGACUUGGUUGAGGUUUCCAGUGAAGUGGAGGGUUAUCGAGGAGCUUGGUUUCUUGCCGAAGUUGUUGAGCUAAAGGUACAAGGAAAGUUCCUUGUUGAGCACAAGCAUCUGCUGCAUGAUGUAACUAAAAAGCUUUUGGAAGAGAAGGUUGAUGAUAAUCACAUAAGGCCUCUUCCGCCCAAUGCACUGAGUUCAAAUCGUGAUUUUGAUGCUUGGAAAAUUGGUGAUCCUGAUGCUAAAUAUAAACUACUGGAUAGAGUUGAUGCUCAGUGCUUUGAAGGCUGGAGGGUUGCUAUGAUUCGAAAGGUUCAUGUAAAUAACACAUAUGACGUUUUCUUGGAGGGCGACCCACAACCAUUGAAUGGUCUCACCCCCGAAGAGUUAAGGCGGCAUUACGAAAGGGUUGAUUGCGAUUGGGAAAUAGCUUCUCAGGGCAGCAGCUAUAGCUCUGAUGAUUAGUAAGGAUUUUGCUCAAAUUUGGAAGAUCCAGGCUUGAAGUUAUUUUUCUUUGGAACAGAAACUUUUAUGGGAAAAAAUGAAUGCUCCAAUCUUGACUGUAUAAACUGAAGACCUGGAUAACUUUUGCUGUUUUUUCAUGAGUGUAUCACUCUUUGCUAAACUUGAUAGCUGCUACUCUCUUAGGAUUCAUGAUAUUGAGGAAUGUGAAUGUCACUAGCGCCGGUUAGAAACUAGUUUCCCCACCAUUCCUCAAUUACUACUGCGGUUUUAACUGAUAUUAUCUAGACUAGUAUUUAAUUUUUCUGUUAUUGUUAUCUGGAUUUUUCUACCUUAAACUUUAUUAGAAGAGGGACCUGUUGAGACCCAACUUCUGCUUCA
Messenger RNA from Lotus japonicus, 3669 nucleotides. RefSeq lists its product as uncharacterized. Gene Ontology annotation, molecular function: histone H2A acetyltransferase activity; histone H4 acetyltransferase activity; protein N-terminal-serine acetyltransferase activity. The coding region runs from base 32 to 829 and encodes 265 amino acids. NCBI's taxonomy places the organism in Eukaryota, Viridiplantae, Streptophyta, Magnoliopsida, Fabales, Fabaceae. Gene Ontology annotation, cellular component: nucleus. The transcript is spliced from 9 exons. The record is from RefSeq and is a predicted model, not a curated record.